This is a messenger RNA of Mauremys mutica (yellowpond turtle), 7806 nucleotides long. RefSeq names its product MON2 homolog, regulator of endosome-to-Golgi trafficking (gene MON2). The transcript is spliced from 35 exons. NCBI's taxonomy places the organism in Eukaryota, Metazoa, Chordata, Testudines, Geoemydidae. The record is from RefSeq and is a predicted model, not a curated record. Bases 88 to 5241 code for a protein of 1717 amino acids.
GCUUUCGCGCAGACGUGUCCGGCCGCUGUCCCGGCCCGUCCUUCCGCAGCUGCCGCCCUCGCCACCUCAGCCCGGGCCGGCGGCGCCAUGUCCGGGACCAGCAGCCCCGAGGCCGUGAAGAAGCUGCUGGAAAACACGCAGGGAGACCUGCGGGGCCUGAGCCUGGAGUGCCGCAAGAAAUUCCCCCCCGUCAAGGAGGCUGCUGAAUCAGGAAUAAUAAAAGUUAAAACGAUAGCUGCAAGAAACACUGAUAUUUUGGCAGCAUUGAAAGAGAACAGCUCAGAAGUAGUUCAGCCGUUUCUAAUGGGCUGUGGAACAAAGGAACCAAAGAUUACUCAACUGUGUCUAGCAGCCAUACAGAGGCUUAUGUCACAUGAAGUUGUUUCAGAGGCUGCAGCUGGAAAUAUUAUUAACAUGCUUUGGCAACUGAUGGAAAAUAGUCUUGAAGAACUCAAAUUACUUCAGACAGUUCUUGUUCUUUUAACAACCAAUACAGUUGUCCAUGAUGAAGCACUCUCCAAGGCAAUUGUUCUUUGCUUUCGACUUCACUUCACAAAAGAUAAUAUCACAAAUAACACUGCUGCAGCUACAGUACGACAAGUAGUUACUGUUGUUUUUGAGAGAGUGGUUUUUGAAGACGAACGAUACAAAGAUGUUAUUGAACAACCAGUACCAGCUCCAGGAAACAGUAACAGAAGAUCUGUCAGUACUCUGAAACCAUGUGCUAAAGAUGCAUAUAUGCUUUUUCAGGAUCUUUGCCAGUUGGUUAAUGCUGAUGCUCCUUACUGGCUGGUGGGUAUGACAGAAAUGACCCGGACAUUUGGUCUUGAGCUUCUUGAGUCAGUCCUCAAUGAUUUUCCUCAAGUGUUUUUACAACAUCAAGAAUUUAGUUUCCUCCUUAAAGAGAGGGUUUGCCCUCUUGUGAUAAAGCUAUUCUCCCCAAAUAUCAAGUUCAGACAAGGUUGCAGCACUUCAUCUUCACCUGCACCAGUGGAAAAACCAUAUUUUCCUAUCUGCAUGCGCCUGCUGAGAGUAGUCUCUGUUUUGAUCAAGCAGUUUUACAGCUUGCUGGUAACAGAAUGUGAGAUCUUUCUGUCACUACUAGUAAAGUUUCUGGAUGCAGACAAACCACAGUGGCUUAGAGCUGUUGCAGUGGAAUCUAUCCACAGGCUUUGCGUGCAGCCCCAGCUAUUAAGGUCCUUUUGUCAAUCCUAUGAUAUGAAACAGCAUUCUACCAAGGUUUUCCGUGACAUUGUAAAUGCACUUGGAUCAUUCAUCCAGUCACUUUUUCUUGUACCAAGCACAGGAAACACAUCAACGACAGUAAACCAAACUGGAAGCAAUACAUCUGGUGGUACAGCCUCAUCACAAACCAACCCAGGAAUGCAGGGAAUGGGUGGAGGUGUGACUGUAUUACCUGCAUUUGAAUAUCGAGGCACCUGGAUACCUAUACUCACUGUAACAAUACAAGGCAGUGCUAAAGCUACCUACCUAGAAAUGCUGGAUAAAGUAGAGCCACCUACAAUUCCUGAAGGAUAUGCCAUGUCUGUGGCAUUCCAUUGUUUACUGGAUCUUGUCCGUGGUAUCACUACCAUGAUUGAAGGAGAGUUGGGACAGGCUGAAACAGACAAUCAGACCAUGACUGAAGCAACUUCAUCACCAAUACAGUCUUCGGAGCAGCAAGAUUUGCAGUCAGUAUCUGACCAAACUGACAAGGAGCUAGUUAACAGAGCUGUUUGGGAAGAAAUGGUGAAUGCGUGCUGGUGUGGUCUUCUUGCUGCACUGUCGCUGCUUCUUGAUGCCAGCACGGAUGAAGCUGCCACAGAAAAUAUCUUAAAAGCAGAAUUGACCAUGGCUGCACUUUGUGGAAAACUGAGUCUUGUAACUUCAAGAGAUGCCUUUAUCACUGCCAUUUGCAAAGGCUCCUUGCCUCCUCAUUAUGCCCUCACUGUACUGAACAGCACAACUACAACUCUCUCCAGCAAAUCUUAUUCGAUUCAGGGGCAGAAUGUUCAGAUGAUCAGUCCAUCAAGUGAAUCUCACCAGCAAGUUGUAGCAGUAGGGCAACCGCUAGCUCUCCAGCCACAGGGAACAGUAAUGCUGACUUCAAAAAAUAUCCAGUGUAUGAGGACGUUACUUAACUUGGCCCACUGCCAUGGAGCAGUUCUUGGUACAUCAUGGCAACUUGUCUUGGCUACUCUACAGCAUCUCGUAUGGAUUCUGGGUUUAAAGCCUGGCGUUGGAGGUGCCUUAAAACCCGGGAGAGCUGUAGAAGGACCCAGCACAGUUCUAACUACAGCAGUUAUGACUGAUUUACCAGUUAUAUCCAAUAUACUUUCAAGACUAUUUGAAAGCUCACAGUACCUUGAUGACGUGUCUUUACAUCAUUUAAUAAAUGCCCUUUGUUCCUUGUCUCUGGAAGCCAUGGAAAUGGCCUAUGGAAAUAACAAGGAACCAUCUCUUUUUGCUGUUGCUAAACUGUUGGAAACGGGACUGGUUAACAUGCAUAGGAUUGAGAUUCUGUGGAGACCUCUGACUGGUCACCUCCUAGAGGUCUGCCAGCAUCCAAACUCCAGAAUGAGAGAAUGGGGGGCAGAAGCGUUAACCUCUCUCAUUAAAGCCGGGCUUACAUUUAACCAUGACCCUCCAUUAUCACAAAAUCAGAGGCUGCAGUUGCUUUUGUUAAAUCCAUUGAAGGAACUGUCAAACAUUAUUCAUCCUGAUAUCAGGCUCAAACAAUUGGAGUGUGUAUUGCAGAUUUUGCAGAGUCAAGGUGACAGUCUAGGACCUGGCUGGCCAUUAGUCCUUGGUGUCAUGGGAGCAAUCAGAAGUGAUCAAGGAGAGUCCUUAAUACGAACUGCAUUCCAGUGUCUUCAGUUGGUUGUGACAGACUUCCUACCAACAAUGCCAUGCACUUGCCUACAAAUAGUUGUUGAAGUUGCAGGAAGCUUUGGACUUCACAAUCAAGAACUAAACAUUAGCCUAACAUCAAUUGGUUUGCUGUGGAAUAUUUCAGAUUAUUUCUUCCAAAGAGGUGAAACCAUUGAAAAAGAGCUGAACAAAGAGGAAGCAGUAUUGCAGAAGCAGGCAGAAGAGAAGGGAGUGUUGUUAAAUCGUCCUUUCCACCCAGCACCGCCAUUUGACUGCCUUUGGCUCUGUCUCUAUGCCAAGCUGGGGGAACUCUGUGUAGAUCCACGACCUGCAGUUAGAAAGAGUGCUGGACAGACAUUGUUUUCUACAAUUGGUGCCCAUGGAACUUUACUUCAACAUUCAACAUGGCACACAGUUAUAUGGAAGGUUCUGUUUCACCUGUUGGAUAGGGUUAGAGAGUCUUCCACGACAGCUGACAAAGAGAAGAUUGAGUCAGGAGGAGGCAAUAUUCUCAUUCAUCAUUCAAGGGAUACAGCAGAGAAACAAUGGGCUGAGACAUGGGUAUUAACAUUGGCGGGAGUAGCGAGAAUAUUCAACACUAGGAGAUACUUACUACAACCUUUAGGAGAUUUUUCCAAAGCCUGGGAUGUUCUUCUUGAUCACAUCCAGUCUGCAGCACUCAGCAAAAACAAUGAAGUUUCCUUGGCUGCUCUGAAAAGUUUUCAGGAAAUUUUACAAAUUGUGUCUCCUGUCCGAGACUCAGAAAAACCUGAUACGCCACCUGCUAUUAAUGUGCCUGCCCUCCUAGGGGCAAUGACUGCUACUGGUCUGGGCAGAUCAUUCAUGAGAACUGACUCUAUAGGAGAAAGAAUUGGAAGAUAUAAUGAAUCUGAGCCACCUAUAAUAACAGAUGAGAUUGAAGAUUUAAAUCUUUGGUGGGCUGCCUGGAACACCUGGUAUAGGAUUGGCUCAGAAAGUACAAAGCCUCCAAUUACUUGUGAGAAAUUGACUUUCAUACCCAGCCAACCUUUUCUCACAGCUUUAAUUCAGAUAUUCCCAGCUCUCUACCAACGCAUCAAAACUGGUUUCAGCAUGGAUGAUCUCCAAAAGCUUGGUGUCAUUUUACAUGGUGCUGUUUCAGUUCCAAUCAGUUCUGAUGCCUCCCCUUUCAUCUUGCCAUCUUAUACUGAAGCAGUUUUGACAAGUUUGCAGGAAGCAGUGCUUACCUCUUUAGACGUCUUACAAAAGGCCAUAUGUGUAGGUUCAGAAAACAUGCAGAUAAUGUAUCCAGCAAUCUUUGAUCAGCUUUUGGCAUUUGUAGAAUUCUCCUGUAAACCGCCACAGUAUGGACAGCUGGAAAUGAAACACAUUGCAAAUGCAAAAUAUAAUCAGAUACAACUAUUUGCACCGGCAGAAUGGGUAGCAUUGAAUUACGUACCAUUUGCUGAGAGAUCUUUGGAAGUUGUGGUGGAUUUAUACCAAAAGACUGCUUGCCACAAAGCUGUAGUUAAUGAGAAAGUUCUUCAAAACAUUAUUAAGACACAGAGGAUACCUCUGAGCCUGAAGUACGCAUGCCCCUCUGAAAGCACAUGGAAACUAGCAGUAUCUUCUCUUCUUAAAGUUCUUUCUAUUGGACUGCCAGUUGCAAGGCAGCAUGCCUCUUCUGGAAAAUUUGACAGUAUGUGGCCAGAACUAGCCAACACACUUGAAGACUUUUUAUUCACCAAAAGUAUACCUCCAGAUAAUCUUUCUAUUCAAGAGUUUCAGAGAAAUGAGAGUAUUGAUGUUGAGGUGGUGCAACUCAUCAGCACAGAGAUACUGCCGUAUGCUAAUUUUAUUCCCAAGGAAUUUGUUGGUCAGAUAAUGACUAUGCUUAAUAAAGGUUCAAUACAUUCUCAGUCGUCGUCAUUUACGGAAGCAGAAAUAGAUAUUCGAAUGAGAGAAGAAUUUUCUAAGAUGUGCUUUGAAACACUGCUUCAGUUUUCAUUCAGUAAUAAAGUCACAACUCCUCAGGAAGGAUACAUCUCUAGAAUGGCACUGUCUGUACUCUUGAAAAGAUCACAGGAUGUACUGCAUCGCUACAUAGAAGAUGAAAGAUUAAGUGGCAAAUGUCCUCUUCCACGGCAGCAAGUAACAGAAAUCAUAUUCGUUUUAAAAGCUGUCAGUACUCUAAUAGAUUCCCUUAAGAAAACUCAGCCUGAAAAUGUUGAUGCAAAUACAUGGGCACAAAUUAUUGCGUUGUACCCAACUUUAGUUGAAUGUAUCACUUGCUCAUCCUCGGAAGUCUGUUCUGCUCUCAAGGAGGCACUAGUUCCCUUUAAGGACUUCAUGCAUCCACCAGCACCCAAGGUACAGAAUGGAGAGUCUUGAAAAGAUCAAACUUUUUUAUUUUUGAAAAAAAAAAGUAUCCCAAAAAAAGAAUAUUUGUUCCUAACUGAGACUUCUCUGAGGAAAUCUCUUGUGACUAGUACUUGGCAACCAGCGUUGACCUUCUUUCAGUUGUACUAACAAGAGCUUUGUAAUUCAUGCAUACAACAAGCUUACAGCUCAAAGGUUCCAGAGUGAGUAGCAGUGCAAGCCUUUAAUAAAUUUAACUGACGAGAUGGAAUCAGUUGUAACCUAAUGUACUUGCUACAAUAUAUUGAAGUGGUGACUGAAAAGUGGGCUUAUGUAUAGCUUGUGGUGUAUGUGUUAAUGAUGUAAUUAAAAAAAAAGUAUUUCAAUUCAGUCAGAUUGAUUAGGCUGGUGUUUUGCACCAUUUUUUCAAGUACAAAAUUGUACUAAAAUUUUAUGCAAGAUGGUACUGUAACAUUCCAUAUUAUCUGUAACCAGCCUUUGUAAACAAAGGGAACUGAUGAACUUGUGUGUAUAAUAAAUGGUACAGUUCUAUAUAAAAUAGUUGCAUUUAUUAUUUAAAUUCUUUUUAAAAUAUUGAUAAUGUUAAAUGCUUGAAAAAUGUAUUUAUUAUGAAUACUAAGUUGUAUGCUUGCAUUUUUACGUACAAUUUGCCUUCAUAAUUGGCAGAUAUGGUUAUUCAUAUCUGAUCAUCCGGUUAAUUUUUUGCUUAUUUGAAUGUAUCUUAUUUCAACAAAGAGGUCAUAUGAUGAAAGACAGCAAACAGCCAAUGAUCUGCUGAUUUCAAACUUUAAAGUAGGUGAUUUGAAAUGAGUUUGAAUAUGUGGAAAUAUACUGUAGCACUCCAACUCUACCAUACCUCACAUCACAAAAUAUUUGUUUCAACAUACUCGUUUACGUAAGUCUAUCCAUUUUUAUGUUUGUUUUUGGUAGUUGUCCUGCUUUACAAGAAUGUUUCAUAUUUGGGAUUUAUAUCUCUCUUUUUGCCCAUAAUGGUAGUUGUCAUUGUCUUUGAAUUAUGAUCCAAGAAAGGUGAUUUCAAAUAUCUGAUAUAUUUGGCUGUAAUUUUUGUUUGUUUGUUUGUUUCAGUAAUCUUAAGCGCUCUGUUUUGUACUGUCUUUUCAGCCCAAACAAUAAUUGUUCUAACCUUCAAGUACAAAAUGUGCGCGUGAUAUAAACCAUGAGAAGUGUAUUUUUGAAGAUUGUUAUUCAUUUAGAAGUGCAGUAAACUUUCUGUCAUGAAGUAAAAUGUGAAUUUUGUUUCCCUUUCAUGUACUACGUAGUUGAAGCAGAAUACUUUUGAGUACUGUUCUUUAUAAAGUUGAAUUGUGACAUAGCAUAUUAUAUUCCUAUUCAAUGAAUUGUUCCAGUAAUAUUUCACCUGUACUUAGGUAUUUAUUAUCAUCCAUGUGAAGAGCUUUAAAACAUAGCUUUAAAAACAUAAAAAUCUAAAGUUAGACUCCUACCUCCACAGUUAGGCACCUGCCUGGUUUUUCCAAAGUGCUGAAUUCUUAAUAGCUGCUAUUGUCCUGGCCCAGUGCAGAGGACUGGACUAGAUGACCUACCAAGGUCCCUUGCAGGCCUACAUUUCUAUGAUUUUAUGAAAUCAGACAAGGUCCUUGGGAGGAGUUGGGUACUCAGUGCUUUUAAAAAUUGGGCAGACAACUUCCUAUGGAUUAUAGAGAUUAACUUUAGGUUCUGGACUUUUAAAAUAUUGUGCAGAUAUUAAAAACAGGGAUCAUUCAAACAUUUUUGUGGGUUAAAAGAUUGGUUUACGUGAAUAGAUUAGGGUUGCUAACCCUCCAGGAUUGUCCUGAAGUCUCCAGGAAUUAAAUAUUAAUCUUUAAUUAACAAUAAUGUCGUGAUGAAACCUCCAGGAAUAUGUCCAACCAAAAUUGGCAAUCGUAGAAUUGAUGUAAAGUUGAAAGAGUUGCUAGUAGAGUGUUUCAUUAUGAAUUGGUCAGAAUUAGAGAGUCUGUAAGUGCAUAGUACUAUGCAACCAUAGUUUUUAAAUGCUUGCUCCUUUUAUGCUCCAUAUUAUAUUAUUAUUCUCAUUUAAAAAAUAGGAGAAAGAACUUUACUUUGUUUCAUUUUCCAUCAUUAGGGAUUUUUAAGAGCAGGUUGUACAAACACCUGUCAGGGAUGGUCUAGAUAAUACUUAGUCCUGCCUUGAGUGCAGGGGACUGGACUAGAUGACCUCUCGAGGUCUCUUCCAGUUCUAUGAUUCUAUAUUACAGUAAAUGCACAACAGGCUUUAAGACCUUGGAUAAACUAGUUUCUUCCCGAGCUUUAGAGAACACAAAUUUUGUAUUAAGAAACCAAAUAUUUUCCCUAACAGCUGAGUUUGGGUAGGUCUUGAAAUGUUUUAGUUCAUUUUUAGUGUAAAAAUAGCUAAUUUUGAGAAGCAGUUCCAAAAUGCCACAAUAUGGAAACCUAUACACCAAAUGAAUGUCAAUUUUUGGAUUUCCUCUAAAACUGAAAAUCUGAAAAUAACUGCAAUACUGAUGAAAGCAACAUAUUUUUAGGGCUAGGUCUUGCUGACUUCAGUAGAAGGAUGGUCAGGGCCCAUAGUGUCACUUA